This is a messenger RNA of Meleagris gallopavo (turkey), 2687 nucleotides long. RefSeq names its product adenosine A2a receptor (gene ADORA2A). Gene Ontology annotation, cellular component: plasma membrane. NCBI's taxonomy places the organism in Eukaryota, Metazoa, Chordata, Aves, Galliformes, Phasianidae. Gene Ontology annotation, molecular function: G protein-coupled adenosine receptor activity. Gene Ontology annotation, biological process: adenylate cyclase-activating G protein-coupled receptor signaling pathway; G protein-coupled adenosine receptor signaling pathway. The record is from RefSeq and is a predicted model, not a curated record.
CUGUCAGUGCCCGACACACCCCCUCGCCCUGGGCUCUGCCCCGCGGAUCUUUCCCUCAACCAUCAGGUGCCGGACUUUGCCCCCCGCACCCAGCCCUCCUCCGAACUCCUCGACUGCUAUUUGUGCUAGAAAGCAAUUAAUCAUAAAAUAGUGAUUCCCCGGGAGCACCCUGCAUCCUGUCAACUUCUGCGGUCUGUUUAACAAAGGAGAUUUCCACGCGCUUUGCAAUCGGGCUAAGGGGAAGAGGGCAGGGACUUAACAGACGGCGCUAACCCCGCUCGCAGCCUCGUCCCGUUCCUCACUGGGCGAGCCCCGCGCCAGCGGCGGAAAGUUUGGCCGCUGUGCCCGGCGUGCGGGGCGCCGGCAGCGGAGGGAUGAGCGGGGCGGCUCGGUGCCCAGCGGGACGGGCGCUGCCGCCCUGACACGGAGGAGCGCGGGCAGCAGCAGGAAACUACAAGAGAAGUUGAACGUUUGCUUCAGCUGAAGAGAAAGUUUCCCAAGUCUUGGGCAGAAAAAGGGAAAGAGAACGGAGGAUGUUGCCAGUAGGUAUGUCUGACAGGAAGCCAUGACUAGCAGUGUGACUGUCAACAGGAAACAAAACUUCACAGCCGAUGUGACGCUGACGUGCAGAGCACUUGCAGUGUCGUGUUGCCAGCUGAACUCUGUGACCUGGGGAGCAGUGUUUGACUACAUGAGGUGUACUUCUGUCCAUUCAUCUGCAAGCAUUUGAAUUGCUCUGUAUCUGGUUAUUCCACCUUGCCGAAGCUAGCGAGCCCUAUCUUUUUUCUCUUUGACGCCUGCUCCUGUGGGGACAUCCAGCAGCCAUGUGCAGAGAGGUGGGUGUGUGAGCCCCCUGACGGCGGCCGCCGAGCACUCUGCAGACUGCAGACAGCUUCGAGGUGUUUUGGCUGUUCAGUGCUCUGCAGAUAUGAACACUGAGCUUUUCUGGCACGUUCUCACGUUGGCCUGGUCGCUCUCACCAUGCUAGUACAUGAGAAAGAAGACUUCCUCUCAGACAUAGCUUACAUCAUCCUGGAACUGAUCAUUGCAGUGCUGGCCAUCCUGGGGAACGUCCUGGUCUGCUGGGCAGUCUAUUUGAACAGCAACCUGCAGAACGUCACCAACUAUUUCGUGGUGUCCUUGGCUGCUGCUGACAUUGCGGUGGGAGUGCUGGCAAUCCCCUUUGCCAUCACCAUCAGCACUGGCUUCUGUGCCUUCUUCUAUGGCUGCCUUUUCAUCGCCUGCUUCGUCCUGGUCUUGACGCAGAGCUCCAUCUUCAGCCUGCUUGCUAUUGCCAUCGACAGAAUCAUUGCCAUCCGCAUACCCCUCAGGUACAAUGGCUUGGUGACAGGCUCUCGAGCCAAAGGUAUCAUUGCCAUCUGCUGGGUAUUGUCUUUCAUCAUCGGCUUGACACCAAUGCUAGGGUGGCACAAGCGUUCCCAGAUUGAAGAGCUGGGUGCUAAUAAGUCCUCUCCCAUCAACUGCAGCAACAGUAUGGUGGUAUGUCUCUUUGAGGCUGUGGUCACCAUGGAGUACAUGGUCUACUACAACUUUUUUGCCUGUGUGUUGUUGCCUCUUCUCCUCAUGUUUGGCAUCUACUUGAAAAUCUUCAUGGCAGCCCGACGGCAGCUCAAGCAGAUGGAGAACAAGAUGGUGCAUGGAGAACGCUCACGUUCCACCUUGCAGAAGGAAGUCCACGCAGCCAAAUCUUUAGCCAUCAUUGUCGGCUUGUUUGCAGUCUGUUGGCUUCCACUACAUAUUAUUAACUGUUUCACCCUUUUUUGCCCAAAUUGUGCCCAUGCUCCCCUCUGGCUGAUGUAUCUGGCCAUUAUCCUGUCUCAUGCCAACUCGGUUGUAAAUCCUCUAAUUUAUGCCUACCGAAUCAGGGAGUUCCGAUACACCUUUCGUAAAAUCAUCAGCCAGCAUAUCCUGGGAAGGAAAGAGCAGUUCAAGGCAGGAACAGCCAGCAUUAGGACUUCCACACAUGGUGGGGAUGGAGAGAACGCCAGCAUACGAAUCAGUGAGUAUGCAUUAGAAGUGUAUACCAAUGGAGAGAUCCACAGGGAUCCUGAAAAGCAGGACUUAAACAAAUGCAAAGCUGUCUUGGAAUGGCACCAGAAUGGAAGUGCUCUGGACAUGGAGACAAAUGGGCAUCUCCCACGUUCCUGCAAAAAUGGGAUUCUCUCAGAUGCGUGUGUGAACAGGGAGCUUCACCAUGAAGAGUUAAUAGAUGCCCAGGUAUCUUUCUCAGAUCUAGAAAGCACAGCCUUCGCAGCAGCAGCUGAUGUUUCCUGAUGAAUCGUUCACAGUCUUCCUGGUAUAAUUAUUUUAUUUUCUAUGAGCAGCCUCUGCCACGGCAGAAGAUGAGGCUGGGGGGCGGGGGGAGAGGUGUGUAUUCAAGUUACUGUGGAAAAGGGUCCUUACCCCGGACUUGUUGUGGCAAUGCUAAAUACUAGACUGGAGAAAAAGCCAAGAGACCACUGAAACAGACUGAGAAAGGAGGGACAUGUAAUCCAUCGAUGACCUGUCACCAGGAGCAGUGACAGGGUCAAAGAUGGCAUUCCAGAUUGAGCACUGGGAGACUGCUGAAGCAGGGCGUAUCGUGACAUUAUGCUAUACUGUGUGUCUGUGGUUGUACGUCUGUUUUGCUGUCUUUACCAACAGAAAUAAAACCAUGGCUGAAAGCA